AUGAAAUUGGAAGAAAAAGGAAAUUGGACGACCGUAACAAUGAUUCAGUCGGAUGGCUCGCAAGUCCCUUCAUCUAAGCUUGAAAGGGAUGCGACUACAUCAUAUGCAACAAAUCGAGAAACAGUAUAUCAUAAAAAUGCUCGAACGGUCGAAGAAACACAUUUGAUCAAGAGUGCGGGUUCGUCCAACCAAGGAUUCUCAGAGGAACAUUGGAGUUCCGAAAUUAAAUCAUUUGUCACCGCUCAACCACCUAAAUUCAUUCAGGUGAUCAAAGCAUUUCGAGUGUUAGCCACUGAUACGCUAACACUUGUUGUGGAGGUUGAGAGUGAUCCACCAGCAAUUUUCGAAUGGUUUUGCAAUGAUCGUUCAGUACAACAGGAUAAAAGAAGAUUCAAGGUACGACACGGUUUGAACAUAACCACCUUGACGGUUGAGGGCCCCGAGCAAGGUGUUUACAAGUGUACGGCCAGGAAUCCAGCUGGUAUAUCCACAACAUAUGGUUAUAUAACCGUUAAUGCACAACCACAGUACCAAAAAUGGACACAACAAAAGCAUGCAGUCGUUAUCGAAGAAAGUUACGAGACGACAAGCAGCGAACAAAUCGGAGUAACAAUAAAACAGGCACCCAAAUUUGUAAAUGGGGUGCCGAACCUCACGCUAAAACCUGGAGCGGAGGCGAUUAUUGAUGUCGAGGUCGACGCAUACCCACCGGCAAAAUUCACGUGGUAUGUAAAUGGUUAUGAGUUCCGUGAUUCGUCGGGACGCAUUGCGAUUUAUUAUCCAAAAGAGAAUCGUUGCGUUGCAAGAUUUCCAAUCCCACAAACCGGUGAAUACAAAGUUGUAGCAGAAAACUCACUCGGAAAGGAUCAAAGCAUUGGCUACAUUGAUAUUAAAAAAGAAAUAUCGGUCCAUCAAACGGAAAGGCCACCGUUGCCAGUUGAGAGCGUACGACAUACGGGCACUUUACCAUUACAACGCCAUCAGAAUUUAUUCGAUGGAACCGAUUUCAUGCGUUCAUCAUCAGUAUCGAAGAAUUAUGAAAUGUACGAGGAGAGCUCAUAUUACCAACGAUCGACGAGUUUGCCUCGUCCAGUGCACAGCAUUGAACGACACGUUCAGAUGACUUCAGAUGCUGGUAAACACCAUGAAGAAGAAGUAAAAGGGCAGUUACCCUAUUCAUCGAUGACUGAAAUCUAUCGCGCUGUCGAUCGUGAGGAUGGUCGAACUGAAACCCUCUAUCGAACAGUUAGCAGCGAAUCAACACAUACAAUGCCUCAACCACCGAAAUUCACAAGCGCUCUUCCGAAAGCCGUCAGUCUAUCACCUUCUGAUGAGCUGGUUCUUUCGGUUGACGUUAAAGCAGCUCCACAAGCUGAUAUUAAAUGGAAGUUUGAUGGAAGCGAUGUGAAGGAAAGCAAAAAUGUUACCAUAUUAAGUGAACACAAUCGCUCAACACUAAUCGCAAAACCACCAGUUCAACAGGGCCGUUACAGUGUUGAGGUAACAAAUGAAGCUGGAACAAUCAGCUCAGCCACAACAGUUCAUCGUGUCGAGGAGGAAACAUUCGAACAAGUCGAUGAACAUACGAUCAUCAGCGAACGUGGUUCAGCGGUUCGGAGUCGUUCAUCUCCACCACCAGAAAUAGUUGAAAAUGCGAUUACAGUGACGAGUGCUCAAGAUGGUUGGGAAUUGGUCGACAGAGCAGAUCUAAUGAAAUCGUCUAGUGGAUCUGUCGAAACAGUGAAACAUGUCGAGACAUCCACAAAAUAUUCGGUUAGUGAUGAUCGCAAGGCAGCACCACCCGUUCCUCCGAAACCUGCACCUGUGCAAAUCUCAUCGUUCACUUACACACAAAAAGUCAGUGAAGAAUCUGGUGAUUUGUCAAUGAAACAGUCGGCUAUCAUUCCGCAACCGAAAACAACGACCACUCAAACAACUGAAAUGUUUGCCACCGAGAUGAUCGAAGAACGACGACAAAUGCAGCCAUCAAGGAAAGUCUCUGAACCUUUACCAAAACGUCCACAGGUUUUACGACAACCACCACCAGAAGUGCAUGUUAAAGCUGGUGAGAAAUUAGUUCUGGAAUCAAAAGUGGACUCAUACCCAGAAUCUUCAUUCAAAUGGUACCAAAACAAUUUUGAGGUACGUCCAUCAGCAAGUGUUCAAAUCGAAGCACCAGCCCCGAAUGAGAGUCGUGCAAUAUUCAAAAAACCAACGGAUGGUAUCUAUAAAGUAACUGCAUCGAAUGUGUACGGUAGUUGUACGAGUUCAACUCGAGUAACCACUGAGGUGGUUGAGGAGAUGCUGGAAGAGAGCUCAGUGUCCAUUAUACGUACACCAGCUCAACAGGUCCAACCACAACAACACAUACAAAAGUUUCAAUUCGUCCGGAAGGGUCGCGUCGAACCACGUAAAGACCUUCCGAAAGUUCCGAAGAUUCAUAAAAAAUUCGCUUCACUUAUUCGUAUACCGCAGCACAAACCACUUGUGCUCAGUGUUGAAGCUGACGCUAUUCCAGAAGCGACGUUCACUUGGCGUGUAAAUAACUUCGAAGUGAGACCAUCAGCACUGGUACACAUCGAACGUCCAGCGCCAAAUGUUUGUCGUGCCACUUUUACGAAACCUUCCGAAGGACGUUAUGAGGUUAUCGCCAGCAACGAACGUGGCACUGAUGUAUGCUCAACGAAAGUUGCAAUCGAUUAUGACACUGAAGUUGUCAGCGAAAAGAGAACCACUAUACAACAGGUCAUCCAACCAACGCCAGAACCACCUGUGUUUGUGAGGUCAUUGCCUCCUAGAACGCAACUGAGCGACACUGAGAUCAAGGAAUUCCAGCUGAAUGUGCUAGUUGAUUCGCAGCAACCCGUAACGUUCCGUUGGUUCGCCGAUGGAAGUCUUUUGUCGAAUAGCGUAGAGCAUCAAAUGAUUAACGAAGCAUUCGAGAGCACAUUACUCGUCAGACAACCCAUCCGACGUGUAAGGGAUUAUUCGGUCGAAGUUUCAAAUGCUAGCGGCACGAUUCGAUCGACAACAAGCGUUUAUCCGCCCAUAACAACAAGAACAAGCUCUACAAUUGAGGAACUGUUGGCCACUGAAGCAAGCACGGAAGUUCGACAAAGGGCACCACGUUUCACGACACCACUGUACGCAACAGAACUUGAAGAAGGUGAACGACUGACGGCUGAAGUGGUCGUUGAUCACGACGGAGCACCGUGCGAGUUUUUGUGGUAUUUGAAUGGCAAAGAUGUGAGAACACAACCCGGAUUCCGAGUCGACUCUACACAUUACGUGUCUACGUUGGUCGUCGAAUCAGUGAAUGCGAGAACAGAUGGCAAACUAUCAGUGAUCGCAACCAACAGAUAUGGAACUGCUGAAUCAUCUGCGACAAUCACUGUGAAUAAAAGAGAAGAUACAUUUGAAGUAAUCACUGUGUCGCCUACUCCGGCUGAAAGACCACCGAAAAUCGUCAGUCCACUUCAUUCAACCGUUUUCACAGCUGGGCAACCAAUGACUCUUCGAUGUCACAUUGAUGCACUUCCACCAGCACAAAUCAUUUGGACUAAGGAUGAAGUUGACCUAGCUGAAUGGGUUAUCAAUGAAGAUAUCACCACAAAUAUUUUGCCUGACGGCACAUAUGAAUUGACGAAACCGGAAUGCACUCCUGAUGAUGCCGGUUUAUAUGAAUGUAGUGCUCGUAAUGCAUACGGUACUGCUCAGACAGCGGCCUACGUCACCGUUGAGGAAAUGGUCUACACAAAAGACGUGCACGAAGCUGAGAUACAUGAAAUAGCGAUUACGAAAAGUCCAAGUCCAUAUGUACCACAAGAACCGCCAAGAUUCACGGAAACGAUGACAAGUGAAAUCGAAGAUGAAAAAACUGUUCUGAAGUGUAAGGUGCACAGUGAAGCACCAGUUGAGAUUUCGUGGUACCAUAACAACGUUCCGUUGACACAAAAUGAAAAAUAUACAAUGCGUUCAUUUGUGGAUGGAACACAGACAUUGUCAGUUCGUGAUGUCAGUAAACGAGACGAAGGUGUUUACAUGUGCCGAGCUGAAAGUCGGUAUGGUGUCGCUGAGACAAGCAGUCAAGUGAUAACUAAGGAAGAAAGACAAAUCAGAGAGGAAGAAGUACUGAUUGAAGAGCAUACCGAUGAGCAAAUACAGCUACCCCAGAGAACCGAUUUCCAGAAAAAGGUGUACACCGAUACCUCCGUGAAACUAAUCUCAGAGACAGAAAUAACAGAUAGCGAAGAGAAUUACAGUCGCACUGCUGAGCUGAAGAAGAAUGAAGAAGAAUAUAAAUUGCUCGUCAAAGUGGCUGAAACGGUUGCGAAACGCCUUGUUGCGAAUAUCGUCAUUGAGGAAGCGGUCAGAGAGGCGGCUUACAGAAUCAGGGAGCAGAUUCACACCAGCGAUGAGGAAGAGAUUUUCAUCGAAAGAACGACUGAAGAGCGAACGUAUGCACCAAGAUUCGAAACCAAUAUCGAAUGCCAAACUGUCCGUGUCGGUGAUACUGUGCGAUUCGCAACUGACGUCAGAGGGCAUCCGACACCAAGAAUUCAUUGGUAUUUCGGACAACAACGUAUUCAACAAUCAGACCAUACUGAAGUGCUCUGUCUGAAUGGACGGUCCACACUUGUUAUCAGAAGAGUGACAAAAGAAGACGAGGGUGUUUAUUUCUGUGAGGCUGAAAAUCGUGUCGGAAAGGCUGUUCUUUCAUGCGAUCUCCGCGUUAUCGACACCUCCACAGGUGGUAAUAUUGUGCUGCAACGUUUUCAAUCAACCCUCGACUUCUCGAGGACUGCAGAAUAUGUUUCAACAGAAACCGAAACUGAAGUACAUUCGAAUAUUCUUGUGAAUCAUUCGGAGGAGGCAUUUGAACAUCGUAUAUCAUUCCUACAACCACGAACAAUUAGUUUGGGUUACGAUUGUCGCGCAUCGACGAGUAAAGUCUACGACGAUUCCGUAAUUAUCAGACGUGAGGAGCGACGUCAACGUUUGGAACCAGCUCACAAAGAAGUGACUUUGAACGUGAACGUCGAAAAGCCAACACCGCAGUUUAAACACGACGUUCAAAUUCUGCAACAACGAGAGACGGACAUUUCAAUGUUGACUAACGAACAAUGGUUUGUCAGUUCCGAAGAAGUUAUGCAAACAAGAGACAUAACUCUGACCGAAAAACAGAAGCGAGCGUAUGGCCAAGAUUCAACGGUCAACAUAUCAACAACGAUUGUUAUUGAGAAACCAUCACAACGUGCUUUGCACGAAGUGAUCUGCAUAUAUGAUGAAAGGGUAAGAUUACCGGAGGAAAGAUUCCAUGCGGUAAGAUCAGUUGAACUGCGGCAAAUGGAAGAGGUCAAUGAACUCUUCACCUCUGUUUUGGCCAGAAAAGAUGAACAUCAAGCUCACGAAGUAGCAAACGUUGAGGUGAGACGUCCGCCUUCACAAUUCGAUCACACAACAACAGUUAUGGAAUCUGAAGUUGCACAUUUGUGCGCUCAUUACACAGCGCCAACAACAUCACGUAGUGAAAUUGUUGUCGUCGAGGUAAACCUCGUCAAAUACUCACCCGUUCUUUCGGAUAGAGUCACUCGAAUUCAACGACCUAUUCGAAGAGCUACCGCUGAGCAACGCAUUGUCAUACUUGAAGGAGUUACAGAAUCGUUCUCCGAGGAAGUCUUCUGGAGCCUUAAAAAGAUACAAAAAGCAGUCACUCAUACUGGUGAGGCGAUAACGAAUGCUAAUAUUGAGGUACGGAAGCCAUUCGAGCAAGGAGAGCAUAUCACUACGAUUAUUGAUAAGGUUAAAAUCAUUCCAGAAAUCCUUGCAAUUGCUGCAGCAGCAACAAAAAUACAGAUAACGAAUGUCUACAUAACGCUAACUAAAAAAGGCGAAGUGGCUCAUCAGGCUCUCGUAAUCGAGUAUGAAAGUUACAUUGAGGAUGAAGCGUCCUUAAACAUUGCACUACUCACCGUUCCAGCAUUCCACUCUAAACAAGAGGAGAUAUGGACGAGGGAAACAAGAAUUAAAGAAACAUACGAUGAAAGGAACAUAGUGGCAGUCUUCGUUGAAGUGGACGCAAAUUGUCCGAAUCAGUCCGUUGAGCUGGUCGCAUCGGUCAAUAUUCCAGUAAUAUCAAAUGCCAAUUUAUCGGGUAUACAACGGUGGUCCACUUCUUCGGUUGUUGAAAGAUCGGAUUCUAUAACUGAAUCAUCUUCAUACGGAGUGUUUGAAGCACCGAGAUUUUUGAAGCAGCUAGAAAAUGUAACGACAGCUAUUGGUAACGCUCUUCAAUUCAAAUGCAUUGUGAGUGGAAUGCCAAUGCCAGAAAUACGAUGGUUCGUUGAUGGUGACGAAAUUCACACGUCUCGGGUAUAUGAAACAGUAUACGAAGAUGGAGUUUGCAUAUUGAGAAUCAAUGAAGUGGUUCUGGAGGAUGAAGGCGAAUACAUGUGUGAGGCGACAAAUCCGUCUGGCCGUGCGAUAACCAAAUGUUUCUUGCAUACGACAAGGUUCUGCUUGCUUCUUCUGAAACGCCCAAACCUUUUAGCAUCACCCAACGAGCUGAAUGGUGAGACAACGCUCUGGCGACGUAGUCUUUCAAAAAAAUCAAUCAGUGAAGAGACGAAUUCUUAUGUCUUCUUCGAGGCAGUUCCGGCCGCGGAAGCCGUAGAGGUUCAUGCAAUUCUUGCUGAGAAUGAUUUAGAAACACCUCUAAGCAGCAUUCACGAUGACUCACGAACCACAGUUGGUACUGUAGAUGCAUUUGACAUCUCAUCAGCGGACAGUUCCAUUGCUAGACACUUCUCAUUUUAUGAUGAGCCGUCAAACGUAAAGAUUUCGGCAACCUUUGUUGAUUCACCUCAACGCUCUGAUGUCUCGGCGAAGUUCCGAACGGUGAACGACCAAAAUAUGCAGUGCAUUUUCGAUAUUGUAGCGUACAGUAUUAACGAAUCAUUUGAAUUGAUUUACCGUUAUCCAACUCCUAACCGUAGCAGGUAUUUCAACCAGAAAUAUUCUACAUCUUCUUACGAAACAUGCUUAUCGCUACACUUAUCACGACCUAAUGCCUUCGAAAGUGCUGCAAUUAUUGCACUUCAAAAGGAUGUGAAAAAGACAUUAUUAGCGAAGCUGGCAGUCAUUGAUACAGCUGAAAGAACGUUGUCAAGUAGGCAAUCUGUGAAUGAGUGUUGCUCAAUUAUAUUGGCUCUUUCUGCUGCUGGUAGAACUAUGAAACAAGAAAUGACAUUAUCUUGUGCUGCUCCAGGCAUGUUCUCGAAUGAUCAUUCAGAAGAAUUUGCUCACAGCAGCGUUGAGUGGAAUCUAACGAAGCAAUCACCAUCUGAUAAUGAUUCCCUGACUGUUAUGUCUACCGUGAAAUCACCAACAAUUAGAGCUCAUGCAUCGAUUAAUUCAAAAGAACUUGAUUUGUGGAACGAAAGCUUCGAUAAUCCUUUUCCAGAAGAAGCCAGUCUAAUUGACCAGGAAAGACUGCUUGAACCAAGAACACCACUGCUGCCUGAAAAAGUCACUUAUAGGGGUCAGGAAAUUGGACUAUGCGUCCGAGAAAUGGACGAGCCUGAUAUCGUUGCAGAUAAACCUAAGAGAGAACUGAUCGAAAAAUACGUUGAAGCACUGUUCGACUUCAGUUACACGGUUGAAGAUAUCAAUGGAAACGGCGCAGCAGAAAUGGAAAAUUCGAAAAACGUGGAUACGUCUCUCGUAAUGCCUAAAAUAGUUGAUAGGCAUGCGGAUGUGCAUAACACUAGGUUAGCUACAGCAGCAAGUGAGGCAGUUAUUACCAAGCUGACGGAAACGGACAGCGAAAAAGCAUAUCCUCAUCCACGAGGUAACGAACAAUCAUCUAUGGCAUCAGACAUUACGAGUGAAGCAUCAAACAACGGUUCUCUUGUGAAAACUCCCGAGGGUACAGUGAUCACUGAGGAGGAUAUUGAUAUGUUCCGAUGCGAGGACAUUUCUGAGCUCAUUAUGGAAACUAUAGAAGAAGCUGAGGAUAGCAGUCAGUGCGAGGAUGUGUUUGAAGCGUAUUCUGCAGAUGGGAAUCAAUUUGUUGAGUUCUUCUUCCAGAAACCAUCGCAAUAUGGAGAAGCCACAGAAAAUCGUGGCAUUGGAUUUCCCUCUCCUUCUGAUAUGAUCGAAAGAGGUGAGGCUAACAAGGAGGCACUCAUUUUAACUGAACAACAAUUGGCCACCAAAGAGGCUGCUUUAGAGAGCAAAACAUCAAAACAUUAUAACUAUUCUGAGGAAUUAAAUCGGGCCAAAGAAGCCGUGAAGAGGACUGAAGCUGAGCUAGACGAAGUAAGAAUCAGGCAUAGAUCGAUCUCACUAAGUGAGGAAGCACAGAUGAUCGAGCGUGCAAUCUACGAUAUCUCUGAUCGAAUUAUGCAACAGCAGCCAUUGACUGAAGCUCAAGCUGAAGCAAAUGAAGAACUUUUGCGUGCAACACUCGAAGAAAUGAUCAUGGAUGUCAACGCGAAACCUUCUAAAAAUGGUUCAUCCCUCUACAAAAAGCCGAUAGCUUUACUGCGUCAAAAAUUGGCCAACUUGGAACAUUCUCUUAUUGCUGAUGAAGAAGUCGGAGUGAUUAUGGGUAACAACGAAGAUAAGAAAACAGAAACUUUAAAGUUGGAAGCUUCGUCAGACCCUUCGCGGCCGAGUCCAGCUCACUAUUCUCUGCAUAACAAAAAGAGGAUGGCAAAGCGAAUGAGCUCAGAAUUGGCACGAAUGACACCGCUAACGAAUAGUAUUCAUGAACAAUUAAGUACGAUCGAAACGAUGCUUGACGAAGUGGAGCUGGAUGAAUUUGAGGAAAAUUUAGAGGGAACUAGUGAAGAUGCGAAGCUUCUUCAGUCAAAACCAACAACCAAACGUCGAGAAAUGCAUGGUAUUUUAGUGCAAAUUAAUCAUGAACUGAAUACGAUGAAAAGGUAUUGUCGAAAAAAUAUUUCAAGGAAGGGUGCUGACGCAGUAGUUGGUGUGUUACAAAAGGUUCGCGGUAAUGUUUCGUCCAUUGUCAGUAUGGUGUCGAGGAGCAAAAAGAAACGACGAUCAAGAACCAAGUCUCCCGACAAACAUACAUCAAAAACAGGUUUCUUUUUCGGUACCGAGGCCUCGAUCAAUUUCAAUUUAUUCAAGUCACCAGCUCAAGAAAAUGUCGAUAUAGCUGUUAUGUAUCGCAGCACAUCAGAUGGAUCGACCCAUCAAAGUUUAACAGAUGACCAUAAAACCGUGAGCGAUUCUGUAAGGUGCCAGUAUGGUUAUAAGGUGCCCACAGGCUCCGACGAUAAUAUGCCUACACCAAAAAGUGGUCAAGAUAUACCCAUUAACAGUGGUGUGUUGCCAAACCAGAACACUGUCGGCCACCCAUGUGAUCUGUGCCCUGAAAUCAUUGUUUUGACCCCUGUCGACCUUGCAGUUCCAUCUCCUUGCGUCUGUCAAUCUAUGACUAACGAUGACGAUGUUCCCGUUAGGCCUCCACGUCCCAGACGUUCUCAGUCAAGAGAAGCAGAAGAAAAACGGCUGAUAGAAAUGCUCGCAUCACAAGCCAGUAAUUUACAAGAAACACCUACGAUUGCUGAACUAAAUGUGGAUGAAAUUGCCGAAAUUGCUCGUAUGCGCAGCGAACUUGAACAACUUGAAUCUCAUCUAGACGACAAUAAGAAGGAUCUUUAUGGAUCCGAUGUUAUCAGUGAAAACGAGACACAGGAAUUGGAAAUCCGUCGAAGGACGAGUGUUGAAAAUGUUUCCAGUGUUUUCCCUUUAAUACCUGUCCGGAAGGCGUUUUUCACAACAUUGGACGAAAACAGUUCAGUGCAGUUGUUCUGUGAGGAAUCUGACUAUGGCAAUGAAAGUGAUACCGGCUCGCGGACAUUCCACGGCUCUGCAAAAGUGCAUCCUUCUUAUGCUUUGUCUGCAGCCGUCAUUCCAGAACAAGGCGAAAAGUAUACGGCUGAGGAAUGCGCACGAGCUAAAGAACGUGAGAUUGUAUUGUUAGCUGUGCAAGAACUCGCAAACGAACUCGAUUCCAAUCGAACAGCCAGUAUAUCGACAUCAGAUGCAUCGGGCAAAUGGUCACGAAAAUCAAAUAGCACUCCAUAUUCAGAUGUCGAAAUUGAUGUUGUUCUUGAACACAAUGUAGAAUCGUCUGGUCAUGAAAGUAUUGAAUGCAAUCAAACGGCCGAAGAAUCAGAUCAAACAUCUUCAUUUACAGAUAUCUACGUGAAACGAGAUGUGGUUGAAUCAUGUUCAUUGAACGAUAUAGAAUCACUGCUUGGUCGUGAUGAAUCUGGUGAUGAGGCUAAUGACGUUCGAAUAAUGUUAACUAGUGCACCAAUUGCUGAUAUGGUGAAUGUAAUGCCAACCAUAAUGGAAAGGAGCGAAAAUUCAAGAACCAACUCUGCGAUGACCGCAAGUCGAAGUAGUGCUACAACUACUACCGAUAGUCUUCUGCCGCGCGUUAUAAACAUUGAUAAGAUUGAAUCAUUGCAAGCCAGUGGCUACGUUUUCGCAAAUCCAUACAUUGAGGGCAGCGACGAAGAAACAAUUGAGCAUUGCGAGUCUGGCUUUUUACCUCUUCCAAGGGGAAAGAGCAAAGAGAGGAGCGAUGAGCGAAACAUUUAUAGAAUAUCCGAGUCACAGAUGAAGACAUAUGGAAAAUGUGACAAAACGGAACAAAAUGCGGAAAAUGUUCCGGAAGAAAUCUGCAUAGAUGUAAAUUUGAAGCGUCGUCCCCGGAAGCUCAAAGUGUUGUGUACUCUUGCUCCAGAAGUGCUUAUGAAUGUUAGCGCAUUAGCGACUAUGGGUGAAUCGGUUGAAGUUGUUGUUGAGCAACCAUCCGAAUCGCAGGGAUACCUUGUGAAGAUAACCGACGAUGUGAGUGAUUCAGUUCAUUUGAGUGUUAUCGAGGUGCUGCCUCCGGUUUCAAUUGACGUCGAAGUUUCGUUGUCGAAUGAUGAACAAACCGAUUUUGAGGAAGUGGUAGCAGUUCAACCAGAUCGCUACAGGUUGCUCAUGAAAAACCUUAACGAUAUGAAUGCAUUCAUUUAUGAUGGCGGGGAGACUGAUCUAAUUGAUUCUAUGCAACGUACCGGUGUAUCGAUAUCCAUUGUAGCAAGAAGCACUCGUGAUGCUGUUUAUGCUUCAUUGGAAGAGAUCCCGUGGGGAGAAGUAUCAAUGCACAUCUGUUUAAGCGAAAAUGAAAUGGUGCGUUCAAUGAGUGGUUCAGAAACUCGUGCCAAUUCAUUAAUUCAGAACGUUACCGUCUCAGAAUCAAACGAUCAUGAACGCAAAUCGUUACGGUCGCAGGAGUCUUUCAAAUCCUCCCAGAAAUCAUUGGCGUUCUCCGAUCGAAGCGAGCGUUACGAUAGUAUGCAGAGUUUGAAUGUUCCAAGUUAUGUGCUCAAGGAAGGCUCAACAGCAACAAUCACAUGUGAAUUGAACAAUUUUCUCAGCCCAAAUAGUCAUAUUGACUGGUACAAAGGCAAAGCUGCUGUUGAAACAAAACCUGGCAAAAUUGAUCGUAUCAGUCAUGAUUUGUUGGAGGUUUUAGUGAUAUCACACGUCGAACUGGAUGAUAGUGACGUUUACAGCAUUGAAGUAGAUGAACAUGUUUAUCCAGUUGCAUUCCUCAUAGUUGAAGAGGAUGAUCAAUUUGAAAAAGCUGAUGAUGUGAGUAAGCCAACGUUUAUUACACCACCGCAAACCUUAUUUGUAAUGGAGGGUCAACCCGCGAUCAUUUCGUGUCAGCUAAAUGGUUUGCAUCAAAAUGUUGUGUGGUGUAAGGAGAGGAAAGUAAUUGAUGGCGACAAUCAUCGAUUCAAAAUCGAAUCCGAUGACAACGGUUUGCAUCGUUUGAUUAUUGGUGAAUCUGAACUCGACGAUCAAGGCACCUAUUACGCUUAUGUGGAUGACCGCUUUACAGCUAUCACUCUCGUUGUUGAAGUUAGUAAUCCGUUUCCAUGCAGUGAAAGUGCAAGGCAAGAACAAAUAAACGAAAGGGAACUGACGGUGACCGCAUCUGGUACUGAAAGUGAGGAGGACGAUUAUCGUGAAUAUGUUGUGCCACCGGGAAGUACGGCAACAAUCGCCUGUGAACUGGAAAGCGACGAUCUGAGGGAAUUGUGCUGGCGAAAGGACGGAGAGAAUAUCGUUUUUGAUGAUGAUAGUAAAGUUGAGCACGUUGUGAAUGGCUUGAAACAUUACUUAGUGAUACAUGAUACGCAGCCGAACGAUUCAGCUUGUUAUAGCGUACGCAUAAAUAACGCUGAAUUUAAAGUUGCUCAUAUGAUUGUAAGUAAUUGUGCAACCUCAAUUGCAGGAGAUAUGGCGAAGGAAGAAACGCUAGUACCAGCCGGAGCAUCAGCUGUAAUUCACUGCGAAACAAUAACGCAAGAAAAAUCGUUGAUCUGGCAGAAGGAUCGUCGUCCAUUAUCGCACGAUGACCGCUAUGAAUAUUCUGAUUCAGCGGAUGGUCACGAACACUCAUUCACGAUUCACGGAGUACGGAAAAGUGAUGAAGGAGAAUACGGUGUUAUCAUUUCCGAAGCCUACACGGCUGUUACAAAUAUCACCGUAAUCGAUUCUGAUUAUCAGCUGAUGCGCGGUGAAGAAGCAACCACAACACACUACUUCAGCGUUCCAAUGAAGCGACCAACAUUUGUUAGUGAAGCGACAAUGAACUCAGUCGAGCAACGUCACUUCUAUGAUGAAUAUCAAGUUUGCGAUGUGAACGAAUAUUUCGAUUUACAUUUUCGAACGCAAUCGUACGAAACUCCAGUGGUUGUUCGUGAAAGUCGGUCUGAAUCAGUUGCGUUAUCGUGUAGUUCACGCGAAUCGUCAACCGGUCGAAUGGAAGAAGAGAUUGUCGAAGUUGAAGUGAAACGUCAUGAGUGGCAAAAAGCAGCCAAAGAUGUUACCGUACUGGAGUCGCAUGUUCUGCAAACAACUUGUGAAAUGAGCCUUGACAGUACGGACUAUGAUGUGAGUAUCGAAUUGGCACCAUUCUACGGUCGUGUUACAAUGGUCGAGAAAGUGGUGACACCAACGCCACGAGCAUUCGCUUCAAUACAAAUCGCUCAGCGUUGCAUCGAUGCAGAUUUGUUUCGGACAAAUGUUUACGGUAUGUUGUCAGUAGAAUCUAUCAGAUGGAUGCCACGAUAUGAAAGCGGUGUUCAAAUGAGUGUUUCGAGCACAAGGAGUGAAACUGUUGAGUUAGGCGCUAUCAUAGGAUGUGGUACUGAGAAUGAGCAAAUUUCAGUUGUUCUCCUUACCAGUCCACCCAUUUCACAUGUAAGUAGCGUUGCAUGCAGUUAUGCACAAACCCAUUUGUGGACCGAACUGUGUGCAGAGUUUGUUAGCGUUGUAAACACAGAAAUCAGCCGGCUUAUAUCAAACGAUACGGCUGUUGUGGCUCGGUUGGAUUCAACGACGGUUGAGGACAUAGAAAGCGUUCUUCGUUUACAUCGUGAUGAAUCGAAGGAAUUACUAAAUGCUGUAGUGACGACUCUUCCUGAGCCAAUUUUCGUACAUUUUUCGGACAAUGUUGCGUAUACAGAACUCAGUCAAUGGUUGAAUUCUACGGUGAUUCGGGGAGACUAUUCAGAGAUAACACGAAAAUUAAUCAGAACCUGCAGUGAGCACAUAUAUUUGCAAGAAUCGUCACUCGAAGAGCAAUUUUCUAGUGUGGAUUGCCACCAAGAAUAUGCUCAGGAGAUGGCCGAAUGCAUCUUAAAACCUCAUUUGGUUCCGAAAACAGCUGAAGUAUCGGCUAGUUUUGCAAAUGAACAGGUUGUCUUUUCUCUUGACUCAGCUGUUGUGCGGCAAACAGGAUCUAAUUUUGUUGCCAAAAUGAUCAAUACUGCGAAAGAAUGGAUAUGCCUACAGGAAACAACGAUCGAGGACAAUUAUUCAGAUAUCUUCAUUGAAUGUGCAACCAGUUACCAGGAUUGCUUCAUUUCUUUGAUGUCGCGUCCUUCACCAGAAACGGUUCAAGUGGUUUCCGAAAUUGCGCUACAGAAGGCUCAGUACUUCUUUGAUUGGUCAGUGGAUGAAUGCGUAGAGCGUAGGUUCAUCGCAAGAGUUAUGAGAAAUGCAUUCAUAUCGAUGCAACUGCGUGGAAUUACCAUCGAAGAAGGAACUUUCGAUGUCCUCAUUGGUCGCAGAUGGGAACGUGAGCAACUACAAGUUACUGUUUUGGUUCCCGCAAGAGCAGCCUUUGAAAAUGCUAAAGCUGGAUUCGCCUUCGAAGGAGUAAAUUAUUUGAUGGAAUCAUUUGAAGUUCGCAGCAUAGAGUCGGAUUUCGUUGUAAAAGUUAGCAAUACGCUAUGUUUAUCGGUAUCGAUGUGUGCGUCAACAACUGAAGAAAUUGUGACUCAUAUCGAAAAGGAACAAAAUAAUUCUGCCGAGCAUGCACUGGUAACGGUUAUCCCUCGUCCACCGCCACAUCAUGCUGAAGUAAUAACUGAUAUAGCUUCGCAAGAAUUUAAUAACUUCUUCGACUCUAGCCUUGUUCAGCGUAUAGAACAGAGAACUUCAGUUAUAAUCUUCAGACAAGCAUAUACAUCAAUGCAACUUCAUCGAACGCUCCUAGAGGAAGGAGAUUUUGGAGUGUGGAUGGGUAGAAUUUUAGAACAAGAUGAAGCAUUUGUUACCGUAAUUUGCCGUCCACCACCAAUAAACGCUCGAGUAAGUGCAAGUAUUGAAACGCAAGAGACCAGCUACUUUUUUGAUUCAUUUGUUGACCAGCAAGUAGAGUUCAAAGUCAUCAGUAAAGUUAGACGUAAGGCUUUCACGUCGAUGCAACUACAUGCUGAAACACUGGAGGAAGGCGAAUUCGAUGUUUUAAUGGGGCGAAGAUGGGAUCGAGAAGAGGUGAAUAUUACACUGAUAUCUCAUCCGCCGCCAGUUCACGCCAGCGUUCAAUUAACUCUUGAAGUACAAGAAGCUAGCUACUUCUUCGAUUCGUUUACAGACCAAAGAGUUGAACUGAACGUUCGUUCGAAAUUGGUAACACGAGCGUUCACCUCAAUGCAGUUACAUGCAGUAAAAUUAGAAGAAGGCAUAUUCGAUGUUUUUCUCAUAAGAACGUCGAAUCCAGUGGGAACAUCCAUAUUAUUGUGGCAUCGUCCACUACCAAUAAGUGCGCAUGUAAUGUCUCAUAUUGAGCUGCAAGAAGCCAGUUAUUUAUUCGAUUCCUUUGUUGAUGAAACAGUAGAAUGCAAAGUCCUAUCGAGAGUGUUCACGAGAGCGUUUACAACAAUGCGAUUACAUGCAACAAGUAUAGAGGAUGGUCAAUUCAGUGUAUUUAUGGUGCGAAAAACAGAGGAAGAAGAAAUUUUCGUGUCAGUUGCCGCACCUACAACAUCCUCACGCACUGAGACACGUGCUGGUUUCGCGUGCUUCCAAAUGAGCUAUUUGUUUGAUUCGGAGGUUGCUCGUGGGAUACGCCGUUAUUUGCGAACGAAGGGAACUCACCGUGCGAAAGCAUCUUUAUCUCUGUGUGCGGCAAAAUCGCAACGUGAUGAAAUCAGGUCAUUCAAAGAACAUUCUGACUUCACACAUGAGCGCAUGUUAACAAAGUCAUUGGUGGAUUUCAUAGCUGACCAAGACAGAAGUUGCAAUUUUUCUGGUGAAAGACACUUGCAGUCCGAGUUCGAAAGGUUAGGUGCCACUGUUACCGAAGGAUACGAUUCUAGCACCGUCAUGCUCGAAAGGACUUAUCAGGAGUCUACCCACGUUAGAAUUUCUGCUGAGCCAUCAGCACAGGGCAUCAGUGCAGCUGCAUAUGAAUAUGCACACACGCAGUUGCGUGCCAGCGCUUUUAAAGAAGCGGAAUUUCAUACUUCACUUAAUCGUCGAUCCGAAUCUGAUGAGCUAUCCGUGACGGUCGUGUCGCCGCUGUACUCCCAUGCUCAUCAUGAAAUGGCUCUUUCGAUGGUUUCAAAGGCCAUUCAAGAGGAUGAAAUGCAGAGGACGGCAAUUGAAGAAGAAUGUGGUAAAAUCGUCGGAGAAAUCGCUUCUGACGAAGAAGUAUCAGUUGUCGAAGAUAGCUUGUCGACCUCUUCACAAGGAAUUGCGUUCACGAAGCCACAGUUCAUUCAAAGGCUUAACGAAAUUUAUGAAUUGGAUGAAGAAACGAGCGUUACGUUCAAAUGCAUUAUUGGUGGUGUACCAUCUCCUUCAGUUCGAUGGUUCCUCAAUAAUACUCGUGUAAUAGAAGACAGGAACGUAAGCAUGAUUGCCGAGGAUGGAAUCUAUCUUCUCAGAACGAAGUGCAUAGAUUGCACAUGGAAUGGCACACUUGUUUGUGAGGCCAUCAAUUCGUUUGGAUGUAUUCGGUCGUCAUCAAGAAUUGUUGUGAAAGGAGUGCAACAAAUUGAUAUUCGCACCACCGAAAGGGUGUCUGAGACACAAUCAAAAGUAAUAUCGGAUUUAUCGUCGAUUCCUCGCAAACCGUCGUCUCCCGAUCUAAGUACAACAAGUACUACAUCGUCAGUGGGACAGGCACCUGAGUUUCAACAGCCUCUCGCUGAAAAAACCACUGUGAAGAUCGGUGAAAUUUUGCAACUAAAAUGUGUGGUAUCAGGCAGUCCACUGCCGACUUGUCAGUGGACCCGAAAUGGUGUAGUCGUAGAGCAAAACAGUGAAAAUACGAUCAUAUCAGAGGACGGAAUUUGCAUACUUCGUAUUCGCAGCGCAACUUUAAAGGAUUCAGCAGUUUUCCGAUGCACUGCAACAAACACAUCUGGCACUGCUCAAACUGAAAGCACCGUUUUUGUAGACGACGAUUUGUCACACGAUUCAUCGGUCUCAGAAGCACCACAUUUUAUUUUACCACUCAAGAAUUUGGAGCCUUCUUCACGAGAGCAUGUACAGUUGAAAUGCAUCGUAAGUGGCAGUCCAAUGCCAAGUGUUCGUUGGACUCUGAACGGACGAACGAUUGAAGAAGGCGAAAAAGGCUUUGAAAUGGCUUGCGAGGAUGGGAUUGUGUUGCUUAGAAUGACGGAAAAGGUCGAAUCAGGCAUUUUUGUAUGCCAAGCAGUAAACAGUGUUGGUCAGGCAAGAACAGAAUGUCGAGUACAGAUUAAAGAACCCAAAACAACUUCACUUGAAGCAACGGUUAUGGCGAGUAAUAUCAAUUUUCUUGUCGACGCGGAUGUUUUCGUAAUUACGAAAAUUAAUUACGAAACAAAGGCAACCAUAAAGAUGGAUGAGAAGCCGAAAAAGACAGAUGCCGAUUUUAAAAUUAUCAUCAUAAUCGAAGAAAGUAUUAUUCGAACUAGAAAGUGUGCAAAAGUUAUCGAAAGACGUUUCAAAAUCGUUCGAACAUAUGGAGAAGGAGAGGAAAAAGUGAUAGCAUCCGGUCAGUUAGGACGGAGUUUAGAACAAGUGCGGCGUGCAAUCGAAGCAUUUCUGGUGGAAGAGAAACGAAAAGGCAUCCUUGUUGAAGGCGAAAACCUCGAAAGAAUUAUUGAAGUUCUCCACGUACCUAAAUUUAAUCAGGCUACUGGAGAACAAGAGAUGGAAGAAUUCGAUCAUCAACCACCAGAAAGUCGUUCUCGUUUGAAUACUGGAACAUUCACUGAACGAAUGAGCGGAAUGACUGAACAACUUAUACAGCGGAAAACAUAUACUAUCAAAAGAGAAAGCGUUUGGGAAUCAGACGAAGAUGAAUUGAUGAUAACAGAUAUUAACUGCAUCUGUGCUCCACCCUUUGAGUCGGCCGAAGCGAACAUCAUUGUGAGAUCUUGUGUGCAAUAUUCAGCCAGCGUUAACAUUGUUUGUCGUGGCCAUUCACCGACUGAUGCAACAGAAACCUUCUUUGAAAUCAUCACUGAAGGGUGGGUCACUCGUAAUAUAAACCAUGCAUACAAUGAACCAGCUGCACCUCGUUUUGUUCGUCCAUUUUCCGUCGCAAAAACCUUCAGAAAUAUUUACGAACUGAGGUGUACAAUAAGUGGCUAUCCGUCACCAAGUAUCCGAAUACUUCAUAACGGGAUUCCAAUUCGACACAACGACAGGCGAUACCGUAUUAUCUAUGAAUGUGGAAUAGUGAUAUUACGAAUGCUUCAAAUACGAGAAGGUCAUUACGUUUGUGAAGCCAGCAACAGUUCUGGAAAGGCAAUCACCGAAUGUUAUCUGAAGGGUGAUGAACAACUGAGUGAUAUAUUUGAAGUAACCCGAGUGUUCGAUAGGCAUGGAUUUUUACUACCGUCCGAUAGAGCGCCCACUUCAUAUGUUGCUUUAACUGGGCAAGAUUCUGUUCAUCGAGCAUUUCAAUAUCCCGCAUUGAAUUUUGGUGUAGCGAACAGUUUAGAUAUGCAACGGUUUUCGAAGAAGGAAAUGACGUUCGAACGUUUGAGUAGAACACCACAGAGGAACGAAUAUCGGUCAGAUUCGCAAUAUUCAACCGUGAAAAUGUCUGGUGAUAUUGAAGAACCAUUCUUACGCACUGGCAUUAGUAGAACAUGGGAUCAAUCGUAUUCUGAUGAGCAUGUAAGCUGUACUAGGAAGCAGGAAUCAAAAAAUGAAACGGAAGAACGGCUUCCAACAGCAACUGAUAGUAGACCGAAGGAAGGAACUGAAUCCAGUUAUGCAACAACCGAUGGGACAAUUUUUCGAGGAUUAACUGCAGAAGAAGAUGAUACAUCAUUAAUGGGGAAGUAUGGUGGAACGAAAGAGGAAAAUGGUACCGAAAUGAUACCAUACGAAACACCGAAUUUUCCGCUUCCAUUGACCGAUAUUGUCACGGAACCCGUUGAUUUCAUUGAACUGAGGUGCAUAGUGAUUGGCCAUCCGGAGCCCAAAAUUCGGUUCAUUUUCAAUGAUCAUGAUCUACAGUCUGAUCUAAGCGCACAGAUCAUUCACGAAGAUGGCGUCGUGUUGCUUCGUAAAAGUGGUCCUGAUAUCGAAGGUCACUACAUCUGCGAAGCAACCAACCAGAUCGGGACUAGUAAAACAGAGUGCCAUGUAUAUUUUAAACAAACAGUUGAAGACAUGGAAAGAAACAAAAUAGAAUAUUUCGAACGAAAAGAGACAAGAGAACGAAUCACUCGAGUAAGUGAACAUUGCAUCGACAGCACUAGUGAAUCCGAAACUGUCUCAAAAUAUUCACAGCAACAACGCAGAAAUGUUCAAUCACGUGACCUUUUCCCAGCUGAUUCCAAUCAAAGAGCGGUACAAUUUCAGGUGCUUGGUCACGCUAUCCAAAAAAGCGGAAGUGAAGGCAGUAGCGAAGGAUUUAUUGAAGAGAAAACAUACUUGAAACCCUGUGAUGAAACCGCAGCUUUAGAUUUAACGUUCGGCCAGAAGACAUCAGCUGACGUAGUCGAAGUGGACAUGAUCAUUCGCGCAACGGGAAGGAUAUAUGAUGAUAGCAACAAAACUGGAACUGUCAAGCAUGAGCUCCAUAUCGUCGAGGAAGUCUGUUGUGAAAUAAAAGCAAGAAAGAAUGAGAUAGCAGCCGUAGUAGAAAUCACCGUUAUCGAUAAGAUUGUGGCAGGCAUAAAAAAACGUAUAUGUGACGGACCACACCAGCAAACUGACAUGGAUGAAAACGUUAUCUGCGAUCAAGCAGAAACAGUUGAAGUGACCACACCAUUCCAUACCAUUCCCACUGAAGCUGCACAUCUGUAUAUAUCCAGGCCGUUGAGUAGUUCUGUUACUAUGCAGGGUACUGAGUUAGACGAAAUGUCCCAAGGAUUCAGCAGUGUUGCACAGCGUAUUUCUCAUAUGUCUCGCAGGGAAUACGACAACUACUUGGAGGACAAUGCGUUAAAUAUGUCUGAGCGAGACUUUGAAGAAUUCUCACGACUGAUUCGCAUGUAUAUGUCACAGAAUGAAUAUGAAAGAUAUCUUCAAUUACGACGAAAUUUAAGCACGAUGAGGGCGACGUACGAUGCAAGCACAGCUUACUCAGAAGGAACCAUCCCACAUUUCGUUGGUCAAAGAGUUGAUUCAGCUUUUGUUGAGAAAGGAAGACAAUUAAAGGAAGUGGCGUUAGGAAGAAAAACUAACGAACGUUUUGGUCUGUCGUUAGCUGAAGAACACAGCACUUCAUCAUCUCAUUACGCACGUUUGGAAGCAGACAGAGGUGCAGAAGUUUUCGAAAUCGUUGGUGAAAGGCACGAGAAAGCUAGCGUGGUCGCGUUUUUCCCCACCGAAAAAGUUAGUAUGCGAGAAACUGGAACCUUCAGUACAGUUGGUACAGCGAUGAGUGCACAAGGCGAAACACUGAGAGAGAAUGUAAUCUUUGAGGUCUCUAAACGUCUGGAUCAUCGGGAUGGAACAAGAGCAAUUGAAAUGAGGCAUUUACAAAUUGAGGAAAGUAACAAGGAGAUUUGCAUCGAGAAGGACUCAAGUAGAGCAACCAUUCAAGUUUGCGUGACUGAAGGAGGUUUUGUUGAGACAACGCGGCAUCUUCAUGCACAUGUUGCUAUGGAAUCGGAGGCGAUUGAUGUAACUCUUGACAAGGAACAGCAAGUCCUAUUUGCGGAAAUUGCAAUUGAACUUAAUCAACAAGAUGCCGUUUGGUUCGCUCUUGGUCGAACAAUGAUUGCUCUAAAAGGUGAAAUCCAGAGGAGCCAUACUGUGCUUGAUAUAGCAAGAGAGCACGUCGUUCACAAAAUCGAGUUAAUAGAGAAAAUCAUGCAUCCACAAAUGGAAGACACUAACAAAGAGGUUGAUAUGCAAAAAGCUCCAAUUAUGGCCAAACUUGAUGUGCAAAUCAUUGACAGCAUGAUCCCCUGUAUAUCGUUGACGAUUCCUCGCGUGAUUCCAUCAGAAGAGGAAAACUUCGAAGCGCUUAUAAGCAAAGAGACAAGUAAAGAAGUCGUUAUGGAGAGAACAUCUUCAACCGCCUUCGUCGAUGUAACUGUUCUGGAAAAUGUAUAUGCCCAGUCUAAAAGAUUAGUUACAACGGAAACAGUAAAGGAAACGGAGGCCGCAGAAGUCGUAGUCGAUAAACCGUACCAACAACUCUCCGUCGCGGUCAACAUCGCGGAUUUCCAAAAGGAAGCUGUUUACUUCAGCUGGUCGAGAGUGGUGGAAAUAACGAAAGGUGAAGCAGUUCAUGAGCAGCUGGUUAUUGGAGCGGCAGAAGCGAGGACUGUUGUAGAAGAACUAGUCAAAGAAGAAGUCAGACGCGAAGAAAUUGAAGAGACAAGUAAAGAAGUCGUUAUGGAGAGAACAUCAUCAACCGCCUUCGUCGAUGUAACUGUUCUGGAAAAUGUAUAUGCCCAGUCUAAAAGAUUAGUUACAAGGGAAACAGUAAAGGAAACGGAGGCUGCAGAAGUCGUAGUGGAUAAACCGUAC
This is a messenger RNA of Anisakis simplex (herring worm), 21330 nucleotides long. NCBI's taxonomy places the organism in Eukaryota, Metazoa, Nematoda, Chromadorea, Rhabditida, Anisakidae. The record is from the annotation of a GenBank genome assembly.